AUGGCGAGCCAACUGAUGGGUGAUGUCCUUCAUCAACUGAUUCGGAGAGCCGCGGAUUCUGAUGACCCCGACGAUGAUGCCCCCGAGGCCGGAAAGAAGGAGUUCUUUAGCUCCUGGGCUCUCUUCAUCAUGAUCAUGUUGUUGAUGUUCGCCCUGUUUACGAGUUAUAUACUCCAGCAGAAGAAGAUCCAAGCGGUCCACGAAACGGUCUUGUCGAUUUUUGCUGGUAUGUUUGUUGGGUUGAUUAUACGGCUGAGUCCCGAGUCGCCCAUCCAGGACAGCGUCACCUUCGACUAUCAGUUCUUUUUCAACCUCCUCCUUCCUCCGAUCAUUCUGGCCUCGGGCUACGAACUACAUCAGGCGAACUUUUUCCGGAACAUCGGGACAAUCCUCACGUUUGCGUUUGCGGGGACGUUCAUCUCCGCCAUCGUCCUGGGUUUGGUGCUGUACCUGUGGACCCGGAUUCCGUUGGAUGGUCUGAAUAUGUCCUUCGUCGACGCGAUCUCUGUCGGUGCUACGCUGUCUGCGACAGACCCGGUGACCAUUCUCGCUAUCUUCAACCUCUAUAAAGUUGAGCCCAAGCUGUACACGGUCAUCUUCGGCGAGUCGAUCUUGAACGAUGCCAUCGCCAUUGUUCUUUUCGAGACCGCGCAGAAGUAUGCUGGAAGCGAUGCAGGAUCACUGACGGUUAUCAACCUCUUUGAGGCUAUCGGGCUCUUCUUGCUUGUCUUCUUUGGAAGUAUGGUCGUGGGCAUGAUCGUUGGGAUCAUGACCGCGCUGGGGCUGAAAUACACGCAUGUUCGCCGCAUGCCUAAAAUCGAGAGCUGCUUGAUUAUCUUGAUCGCGUACGCCAGUUAUUUCUUUUCCAACGGCGUGCAUCUAUCUGGUAUCGUCUCGCUUCUGUUUUGUGGCAUCACCAUGAAGCAUUACGCUUAUUAUAACAUGUCGCGGCGGACGCAGUUGACCACCAAAUACCUCUUCCAAGUCAUGGCGCAGCUGUCGGAGAACUUUAUCUUCAUCUACCUUGGUCUGGAUCUGUUCGUGGAAACCAAUCUGGAAUUCAAGCCUCUGUUCAUUCUCGUCUCGGUCUUUGGCAUUUGUCUCGCCCGUUAUCUUGCUGUCUUCCCAUUAUCUAAAGCGAUCAACUGGUUUAUCCGGUACCGAGCACGCCGACGCGGCAUGGAAGUCGCAGACGAGCUGCCUUUCGCCUAUCAGGCCAUGCUGUUCUGGGCUGGCCUGCGCGGAGCCGUUGGAGUGGCGCUGGCCGCGGGUCUCACGGGACCGACCGCGCCGGCCUUACGUGCCACAGUUUUGGUUGUCGUCGUGUUGACCGUCAUCAUCUUUGGCGGCACGACCGCCCGCAUGCUGGAAAUUUUGGGCAUCCGCACCGGUGUUGUCGAGGAGAUUGAAUCCGACGAUGAGUUCGAUAUAGAAGUUACUCACGGAGGCACUUAUUACAAGCGCUCCGAUACUGGCUUGGGGUACACGCCCCGUCGCACAGAUUCGACUAUUCCGUUGGACGGCCUUCAACGAGCUGGUCUCGGUGACAGAGCCGAUAGCUAUUCUAGCGGCAACAACCGUCGUCCCAGCCCGCCGCCUCAGUCGACACGCGGUCAUUCGCGCAUGUAUUCGCACGCAUACAGUUCCAAAGAUGCGCGCGACCGGACUUCGACGGCUACGCUACUCGGGGCCACACCUGGCAGCCACAGCGAUAGCAGUGCCGCGAGUGAGGAUGAAUUCGGCCUAAGAGUCAAUGGGCGAGGCCGAGAGACAGCGGAGUCAGAUCAGAUCGAUGCUUUCGACUUGGAUGUGGAUGAAGGUGCCUCUGACGAUGACCUUCCCCCAUCUGCGCCGACUGCGGCUUCGAGAAAGCGGCGGUCACCAUCGCAAGCACAGAACCUGAGAACCGCACAGCCCGCUGCAGGAAGUGAAGCCACCUCGGCCAGAAGAGAAACAGGAUUAAGUGCGAGGGAAGCACUUCGCGACCUCUUUUCGGGUGGGCCGUCCGGGGACCAUGCCGCCUGGUUCCGUCAACUGGACGAGGAUUUCAUCAAGCCUCGACUGCUUCUCGACCAGUCGAACCACAAAGGACCUGGUGCGGUCUAA
This is a messenger RNA of Aspergillus clavatus NRRL 1, 2106 nucleotides long. Its product is annotated as bifunctional K:H/Na:H antiporter NHX1. NCBI's taxonomy places the organism in Eukaryota, Fungi, Ascomycota, Eurotiomycetes, Eurotiales, Aspergillaceae. The record is from RefSeq and is a predicted model, not a curated record. Bases 1 to 2106 code for a protein of 701 amino acids. Gene Ontology annotation, cellular component: fungal-type vacuole membrane; late endosome; early endosome. Gene Ontology annotation, biological process: vacuolar acidification; sodium ion transport; proton transmembrane transport. Gene Ontology annotation, molecular function: sodium:proton antiporter activity. The transcript is spliced from 5 exons.